Molecule: messenger RNA, 2589 nt
Organism: Erpetoichthys calabaricus (reedfish)
Lineage: Eukaryota; Metazoa; Chordata; Cladistia; Polypteriformes; Polypteridae
Gene: ccng2
Product: cyclin G2
Exons: 7
Coding region: 188-1294 (368 amino acids)
Biological process (GO): regulation of cyclin-dependent protein serine/threonine kinase activity; mitotic cell cycle phase transition
Cellular component (GO): nucleus; cytoplasm; cyclin-dependent protein kinase holoenzyme complex
Molecular function (GO): cyclin-dependent protein serine/threonine kinase regulator activity
Source: RefSeq, a predicted model, not a curated record
GCGUAGAGAAUAGCAGAACAACAACAAAACUGGAAGGUUUGGGCUGAGACAGAAGAUUUCUUCUUUCGUUGAAAGAUGCCGUUUUAAUUUUUCUAUUCUUCUUGAACCUGCAACAAACGACAAUGGACGCUUAAAAGGAACGGUGUGUCUUUUUGCACCCCCAAAGCAUCAAUUUGGCUUUUCUUUUAUGUUUUUUUCAUUUCCUUUUGAAGAGCAGGAAAUUAAUUUCCCGUCAAAGAUGAAAGAUUUGUGUGGCGAGGAGCUAAGUAAUGAAGUAUUCAAACUCCUGAAGCAGCUACAUCUGCAUCUGGAACAGGAAGUGAAUUUUCUGCCAAAAGAAGCUGGACUGAACCUGCUUGAAGCUGCACCCGAGAAUGAUAAGAGUAUGUCAGCCAAGCAAAGAGAUGCUCAGGUUGAAGAUCUCUGGAGCCUGACUAAAUUCUUUGGUUUCAAUACCGAGACAUUUGUCCUGGCUGUUAACCUGCUUGAUCGCUUUUUGGCAAAGAUGAAGGUGCAGCCUAAACAUCUGUCCUGCAUUGGCAUCUGUUGCUUCAACAUCGCAGCAAGAGUGGUUGAGAAGGAAUGCAAUAUUCCAUCUACACAUGACAUCAUUCGCAUAAGCCAAUGCAAAUGCACUAUUUCUGACCUCACACGAAUGGAGAAGAUCAUUUCAGAAAAACUGAUGUUUCAGUUUAAAGCUAUAACUGCCUUAACAUUUUUGCACUUGUACCAUGCUGUUGCACUUUCACAUACCUCAGAAAGAAAAGAGAUUCUGAAUCUUGAGAAACUUGAAGCCCAGCUAAAAGCCUGCCAUUGCCGACUUGUGUUUUCUAAAGCAAAAGUAAGUUUCAUUUCUUACGCAUUUUACUGCUGUUUACGAUAUAAUAAUGAUGCUGUUCAUGCUUCCUUUCAAAACAAUACUUACUAUUUUUCAUUGUUUGUUUUUCAGCCUUCAGUAUUAGCCCUUUCUCUCCUCACCCUUGAAAUAGAAUCCUUAAAAUCACUCGAUCUUUUUGAAAUUGCACAACGUGUACAGCAAUAUUCAAAGAUUGAUGAUAAAGAAUUGUUUUACUGGAGAGAACUGGUAUCUAAGUGUCUGGCUGACUAUUCCUCACCCGAAUGCUGCAAACCCAACCUCAAAAAGCUUGUCUGGAUUGUUUCCCGGAGGACUGCUCAGAAUCUUCAUAGCAGCUACUAUAGCGUUCCAGAGCUUCCCACUAUUCCAGAGGGAGCCUGGGAUGAAAGUGAAAGUGAGGAUUCUUGCGAGGAUAUGAGCUGUGAAGAAUCUGAGUAGUCCUUUUGUCAGCCUUGGAAAGACUUUUUUUCUAGAUGUCCCAAACAACUGUUGUAAAUCUGCGCAAAUCUUUCAGGAUCUUCUUGCUUCAGGGCUCAGAACAGAAGUCGCACAUAAAGCAUAUGUUCUUAUUCCUAAGCUACCUGCCAGCACUUAAUUUUGGGCUGAAAGUGCCUGUUUUUACUUUUUUUUUUUUUUUUUUUUCUUCUCUCCCUCUCUAUUUGUAAAUGACAUCUCAAGAUGAAAAUGUUGGCAGCUGACUAUAUAACUCUAGUUAUGUCUUGUUUUAAGAGAGUGUUUCUUACCGAGGCAAUACUUUUUUAAUAGAUAAGUAGAACUUCUUAUACUUUUAAAUGGAGAUGUAGUAACAGUAUGUAUUUUACAAGAAUAUGUAAAAAAUUCAAUGUACUUUCACAUUCCUAAAGGUGAACAAGGCACACAGCUGCAGUAGCAAUAGUUGUUAGGUUGCUAAAAUGAACUUCUUGAAAACCUCUUAAAAGGUUGAGCUGGUUUACUACCAGUCACAAUGCCAAAAUGGUUUCUUUGCACAUUACAUUUAACUUUCAGGGUGAUGGUUUUCAUUUACAGAACCUGAAACUGUGCCUACUCCUUAUGAUGUAAGUUUUAGGGACCAUUCUAUCGUAAAAUAGUACACCGCUAGUAAAGCUGUGUAUGAUGUUGUAAACCGGGGGGAGAAGCGUAACACCAGUUGGCUUCCAAGAAGUUUACUGUGUAUGGUGCUGAAAUGAUUGCUUGUUUGUGUCACUGCAGAAUGAAUUGUCGGUUUUGUUUAGAUUUAGAAUUUGUUUUUAUUAAUUUUUGCAUGAUUAUAAAAAUAAUAUUGUGUAUGAUAUCAUAAUGUGAAGAAGUGAGUAAACGGUUGGGGAUUCUCACAUAGAGGCAAGUUGUGGGUUUUUUUUUUUUAUUAUUAUUUUUAUUUUUUUUUUAUUUUAAUAUAAAAAAGUGUUUUUGGCAUGUAUGAAACGUGACAUGUAAAGGUUCUGGGAGUGUUUUAGUUUUUUUUUCUCCAAAACAAAAAAAUACAAAAUAUAUUUUAAAAAUGUUAAAAUGCCACAAAAUGUAAAUUAAAAAAAGUGUUAAAAUGUAUAUAAAAAGCACACGUAUACAAUGGUUUUUAUUUAAAUGUAAUCGUCCUGUAGCAUUAUGUAUAGUUGCCUGUAGAUAUUAACUUAUUGUAUAUUGUUCAUAGUUAUAAAUAUUGUAAUUUUUAGUUUCUCAUGAUGUACAUAAAACUGCAGAGUCUUUAUUCAAAUUAAACUAAUUUUAUAUUUAAA